CCAAGUGCGCAUGCGCAUUUCUUUUCACAAGAGUAUCCGCCAUAUUAUGUCUACCGAUAGAAUGUGUCAAAUUUGUGUGUCCUAAAAUUCCCUUCUGUGCGUGUUUCCUGCAUCGUUGUAGCUGCCAUGUACCAUAGGUGAUAAAAUGGCUUGUUUGAACACACUGAAGCAGGACAUAAAGGUGCUCGAAGCGUCCUUUCCAAGAAACCACGAACGAUUCCAAGUGGUGGCUGCGUCAGUGGACGAGCUAACUUGUCGAUUUAUUGGUCGCAGUGGGAAAAAAUAUGAAAUCCACGCCAACAUUACAGAGACAUAUCCAUCUACACCACCAGUGUGGUUUUCGGAGACAGAGGAACCCAGCAUCACAAAUAUUGUCCAGAUGUUAACCAAUACCACCGGAAGGGAUAACCAGAUCUUACAACAAGUAAAGAUCUUAGUCAGGGAACUGUGCAAGGUUCACAGUGUUUCGGAACCAGGGGAACUGGACAGCCUAGAUAUAACUGCUGCCGUGCUUCCCAGUGAUAUCCCAAAUGGAAGCUGUUCCCACGAACAAGAGUCUGACGAGGACGGAGACACAGAUAUGGACGAAGACAUUCAUAUUGAGAUGGAAGAAGACAAUAAUUCAUCUGGUAAAGGCAAAGAAGAUGGCCUAAGUCUGGAGCACCAUGCCACAUUGGAGCGGCUUCGGCAAAACCAACGCAAGGACUAUCUUCGAGGGUCCGUCUCUGGGUCCGUGCAAGCAACCGACCGCCUCAUGAAGGAGCUUCGUGAGGUCUACCGUUCGGAGAGUUACCGAAGAGGUGUGUUUACAGUAGACUUAGUAAACGACAGUCUAUACGAGUGGAAUGUGAAGCUACUAAUCGUUGACUCUGAUUCGCCGCUGUACAACGACCUCAACCUGCUCAAGGAAAAGGAGGGGAAAGACCACAUACUUCUCAACAUACUUUUUCGGGAAAACUACCCGUUUGAUCCCCCCUUCAUCCGAGUAGUCAAUCCAAUGAUCUCGGGCGGCUACGUGCUAGGUGGUGGCGCCAUCUGUAUGGAGCUGCUCACGAGACAGGGUUGGAGCAGUGCGUACACAGUGGAAGCCAUUAUAUUGCAGAUAGCAGCAACACUGGUGAAAGGAAAAGCACGCAUCCAGUUUGGUGGAAACAAGGUAACGGGGCAGUACAGCUUGGCAAGAGCACAGCAAUCCUUCAAAUCCUUGGUGCAGAUUCACGAGAAGAAUGGUUGGUUCACACCACCGAAAGAAGACGGAUGAAAGUGGUGUCGCCUGCGGAGGGUUCUCGGAACUGUCCGCAGCUACACUUUUGUGUUUGUGCUUCUCCCAUAGUUUGCGUGCGGAACGACACUCGUAACGGUAGCCAAUGUUCCGGAAGUUCCUCUCCCAGUGUUUCCUUUUUUUUUUUUCUUUCUUUUACCCUCCUCCUACCCCACUCUACUAGAAAGUCGAGUUCCUGUCGUUGGUCGAAUGCGGAUGUACGAUCUGAUCUGUGGUGGUCAGAAGCGGUGUUGUUUUUAGUUUAUACCCACGAAGUGUACGAGGAUUAAAGAACAGUUGUCACCAAG
Messenger RNA from Ornithodoros turicata, 1569 nucleotides. RefSeq names its product ubiquitin-conjugating enzyme E2 Q1-like. The coding region runs from base 146 to 1261 and encodes 371 amino acids. Lineage: Eukaryota; Metazoa; Arthropoda; Arachnida; Ixodida; Argasidae. The transcript is spliced from 10 exons. The record is from RefSeq and is a predicted model, not a curated record.